Molecule: messenger RNA, 1703 nt
Organism: Trachemys scripta elegans
Lineage: Eukaryota; Metazoa; Chordata; Testudines; Emydidae
Gene: DEPDC7
Product: DEP domain containing 7
Exons: 9
Coding region: 18-1613 (531 amino acids)
Biological process (GO): intracellular signal transduction
Source: RefSeq, a predicted model, not a curated record
GCUCGGAGCAGCCAGCCAUGGCCGGCGUGCGGGAGAAGGCGGCAGCUUUGAAUCUCUGCGCUGUGUACAGCCCGGCUAACAAGCCCCCGGGUUUCAGCUUAGCACAAAAGCCAUUUGGAGCAACAUAUGUAUGGAGCAGCAUCAUCAAUGCACUUCAGACUCAAGUGGAAGUGAAAAAGCGGCGACAGAACCUGAAAUGCUAUAAUAACUGUUUUAUUGGCUCUGAUGCAGUGGAUGUCAUCUUUGCUCACCUCCUCCAGAACAGAUAUUUUGGGGAUGUAGAUAUUUCCCGUGCUAAAGUAGUGCGAGUGUGUCAAGCACUGAUGGAUUACAAAGUGUUUGAGGCAGUUUCAACUAAAGUCUUUGGAAAAGACAAACGGUCUGUGUUUGAAGAUAGUAGCUGCAGCUUCUAUAGAUUGACAAAUGUACCUACCCCAGAAGACAGUCCAUUUGAAAAAGAAUACGGGCUUUGUACCCAUCAAAGACUUGAGAAAAUGGCAUUUAAUUCUCCUCCAGUCAAGUCAGAAAGCUUAGAAGAUCUCUGGGAAAACUUGAGUCUAAAACCUGCUAACGCUCCCGAAGUAAACCUCUCUGCAAGUUUGUCUCGUCAAGUUAUUAAUGAAGUAUGGCAAGAACAAACAAUUGCUCGUCUGCUGCAGCUUGUGGACCUUCCACUUCUUGACUCUUUACUUGAACAUCAAGGGGUUAGGUCCAAGCUUCCCCAACCCAAGAAGGAGGCGGGAUACAUCAUCACAAGCAACUACAUAGACAGAGAAAUUCUCAAGGCUUUCAGUGACUCUCAGACUGAUGAAUGGCUCUCUGCAGCAAUCGAUUGCUUGGAAUAUCUUCCAGAUCAAAUGGUGGUGGAUAUAAGCAGAAAUUUGCCUAGUCAACCUGAUAAAGCAGACACAUGGAAACUACUGCUGUUUGAUACCAUUGGUAGAUACUACAGCCAAAAGAAGGAGCCACUGUUAAGCCAUGCGUCUGACAUCCACGCAGGAAUUGCAGAGCUGUUGGUGAAUGGAAAGACAGAACAGGCUUUAGAAGCAAUUCAGCUCUACUUGAAGCUUUUGGAUAGUCAAACUAGAGAGGAGUUUAGGAGGCUGUUGUACUUCAUGGCUAUUGCAGCACAUCAUUCUGAGUUCAAGUUGCAGAAAGAGAGUGACAACAGGAUGGUUGUAAAAAGAACAUUCUCUAAAGCUAUUGUCAACAAUAAAACUUUAUCCAAAGGAAAAACUGACCUCCUAAUUUUGUUCUUGGUGGACCAGCAAAAAGACGUUUUAAAGAAAAUAUUUGUAUUUUCUACUCUCUUGUUCAAGAUCCCAGCAACAUUACAUAAAAUGGUUAGUGAUAAGCUGAUGGCUGUACAACAAGGACAAGAUCCUAGUAAGGAUACAGGCUACACCUUCUGCCAGAAACUUGAUCAAAGUGAAUAUCACCACAGUGUACAGAAGACCACAAAAGCUGAGCUGUUAUCUUUGCUAAAAACUAUUGAUGAAGAUACAAAAAUCUCUGCCAAGGAGAGAAAGAAACUGUUAGGUCAAUUUCAUAGUAGCAAUCCAACUAUUUUCAUGCAAUAUUUUGGUGAUAGAGUUACUAAUAUGUGUGUGUAAUUUAAAAUUAAAGAAAUGUAAUCUGUACAAUAGUUUAUAUUAAUAUGUCUUUUUAAAAGAUUUUGUAUUCAUCCACAUAAUAAAAUUAUU